CUUGAGCUGCCAACAAUGGCCCUCUCGGUAGACUCGUCUUGGCAGCGGUGGCAGUGGCGAGUCCAGGAUGGCUUCCCCCAGUCUCCUUCAGAAACCACACCAUUACUCUCCCCAGAAGGGGGAAGGCAGCACUACAACCUGACCCAGCAGCGGCUCGUGUUCCCCAACAACAAUGUGUUCCACCAAGAGUGGGAGAAGAUCUCCAAGAAAUACUCCAGCAAUAGUAUCCGCACCACCAAAUACACCCUUUUCACUUUCCUGCCCCAGAAUCUCUUUGAGCAGUUUCACAGAUGCGCUAACCUCUAUUUCCUGUUCCUGGUGGUUCUGAACUGGAUGCCUUCCAUGGAGGUGUUCCACAAGGAAAUCACCAUGUUACCACUGGCCAUUGUUCUCUUCAUAAUCAUGGUCAAGGACGGCCUAGAGGACUUCAGGAGACAUCGCUUUGACAAAGAGAUCAACUGUUCCAACAUCCGCAUGUAUGAAAGGAAACAGCAGAGCUAUGUGCAGAAAUGCUGGAAGGAUGUGCGUGUGGGAGACUUCAUCCAAAUGCACUGCAACGAGAUCGUCCCGGCAGACAUCCUCCUCCUCUUCUCAUCGGACCCCAGCGGGAUCUGCCACCUGGAAACUGCCAACUUGGAUGGAGAGACAAACCUCAAACAAAGGCGUGUUGUGAAAGGCUUCGCACAGCAGGAGGUACAGUUCGAGCCGGAACAUUUCCACAACACGAUCGUGUGUGAGAAGCCCAACAACCACCUCAACAAAUUUAAGGGCUACAUGGAGUACCCCGACAAGACCAGGACUGGCUUUGGCAGCGAGUGUCUUCUGCUUCGAGGCUGCACCAUCAGAAACACCGAGGUGGCUGUUGGCAUUGUCAUCUAUACAGGCCACGAGACAAAAGCCCUGCUGAACAACAGCGGCCCCCGGUACAAGCGCAGCAAGAUUGAGCGGCGUAUAAACGUAGACAUCUUCUUCUGUAUUGGCCUUCUCUUUGUCAUGUGCCUCAUCGGAGCUGUCGGUUACAGUCUCUGGAAUGGAACCUUUGAAGAACAUCCUCCCUUUGAUGUGCCGGAUGCCAGUGGCAGCUACCUGUCCCCAGCCCUGGGGGGCUUCUACAUGUUCCUCACCAUGAUCAUUCUACUCCAGGUGCUGAUCCCCAUCUCGUUGUACGUGUCCAUUGAGCUGGUGAAGAUCGGGCAAGUGUUCUUCCUACAUAAUGACGUUGACCUGUGCGAUGAAGAGGCAGGUUGGCCCAUUCAGUGCCGAGCCCUCAACAUCACAGAGGACCUGGGCCAGAUCCAGUAUAUCUUCUCUGACAAGACGGGGACCCUGACGGAGAAUAAGAUGGUGUUCCGGCGUUGCUCCAUCAUGGGCAACGAGUACUGUCACCAAGAAAACGCCAAACGACUGGAGACUCCGAAAGAGCUGGACUCAGACAGUGAGGAAUGGGCCCAGUACAACUGCCUGCGUCUCCCAGCCAGGUGGGCCCAGGUUCCAGCAACAGUGAGAAGUCAAGGAGGUUCACAGCCACUGAGGAGGAGCCAGAGCGCACGGGUACCCAUCCAGGGCCACACCCGACAAAAGUCCGUGGGGAACUGUGAAACUUCACAACCUCCUGUAGCCUUCAGCAGCUCCAUAGAGAAAGACGUGACUCCAGAUAAACACUUACUCACCAAGGUGCGAGAUGCUGCCCUCUGGCUGGAGACCUUGUCCGACAGCAGACCCGCCCAGCCCUCCUUUGUGAGCACCUCUUCCAUUUCUGACUUCUUCCUUGCCCUAACUAUCUGCAACUCCGUCAUGGUGUCCACGACCACGGAGCCCAGGCAGAGGGUCACCAUCGCUCCCUCAAGCAAGGCUCUGGGCAUGUCCCUGGAGAAGAUUCAGCAACUGUUCCAGAGACUGAAGCUGUUGAGCCUCAGCCAGUCACUCUCAUCCACCGCACCCUCCGACACAGACCUGGGGGAGAGUUUGGGAGCCAACGUGCCCACCACUGACUCAGAUGAGAGAGACGAUGCCUCUGUGUGCAAUGGAGGUUACUCCACUGAUGGCGGCUACAGGAGCAGCACCUGGGAGCACAGUGACAAUCUGGGGUCCGGGUCAGCCACCUCAAUGGAGGAGAUGUCGGAGGCACCAGCCCUAGGCCUGGCCAAGCCCGAGUUGUGUUACGAGGCAGAGAGCCCUGACGAGGCAGCCCUCGUGCACGCUGCCUGUGCCUACAGCUUCACCCUGGUGUCUCGGACACCCGAGCAGGUGACCGUGCGUCUGCCCCAGGGCACCUGCCUCACUUUCGACAUCCUCUGCACUCUGGGCUUCGACUCAGUCAGGAAGCGAAUGUCUGUGGUGGUGAGGAACCCAUUAACCAGAGAGAUUGUCGUGUACACGAAGGGCGCUGACUCGGUCAUCAUGGACCUGCUGGAAGACCCGGCCCAUGGGAGUGAUGCUGAUGUGGAAAAUAAGCUGAAGAAGAUCCGAGCUCGGACCCAAAGGCAUCUAGACCUGUAUGCGAGAGACGGCCUGCGCACAUUGUGCAUUGCCAAAAAGGUCAUAAGUGAAGAGGACUUCCAGAGAUGGGCCAGUUUUCGACAGGAGGCUGAGGUCGCCCUUGACAACCGAGAAGAACUUCUAAUGGAGACAGCGCAGCAUUUGGAGAAUCAACUCACCUUACUCGGAGCCACUGGAAUCGAAGACCGGCUGCAGGAGGGUGUUCCAGAUACCAUCGCUGCUCUGCGAGAGGCUGGGAUCCAGCUCUGGGUCUUGACUGGAGAUAAGCAGGAGACAGCAGUCAACGUCGCCUAUUCGUGCAAGCUGUUGGACCAGACUGACACUGUUUACUCCAUUAAUACAGAGAGUCAGGAAACUUGUGAAUCGAUCCUCAAUUGUGCACUGGAAGAGAUAAAGCAAUUCCAGGAGCCACAGAAGCCACACUGCACGUUCUUUGGGUUCCACCUACCGUAUAAGAUAGCAUCAGUCCCUCCAGGAGCUGCAGUUCCAGUAGUAGGAUUGGUGAUUGAUGGAAAGACAUUGAAUACCAUCUUGCAGGGAAAGCUAGAGAAGAAGUUUCUGGAAUUGACCCAGUACUGCCGGUCUGUGCUGUGCUGCCGCUGCACACCUCUCCAGAAGAGUAUGAUCGUCAAGCUGGUGCGAGACAAGUUGCGCGUCAUGACUCUUUCCAUAGGUGAUGGAGCAAAUGACGUCAGCAUGAUUCAAGCUGCCGAUAUUGGAAUUGGAAUAUCUGGGCAAGAAGGCAUGCAGGCUGUCAUGUCCAGUGACUUCGCCAUCUCCCGCUUCAGGUACCUCAAGAAGCUGCUGCUCGUCCACGGCCACUGGUGCUAUUCACGCUUGGCCAGAAUGGUGGUGUACUACUUCUAUAAAAAUGUGUGCUAUGUCAUGCUGCUCUUCUGGUAUCAGUUCUUCUGUGGCUUCACUGGUUCUACUAUGAUCGACUACUGGCAGAUGAUAUUUUUCAAUUUGUUCUUCACCUCCUUACCCCCUCUCAUGUUUGGGAUCCUCGAUAAAGAUGUUUGUGCAGAAACAUUGCUGGCAUUGCCUGCGCUGUACAAGAGUGGGCAGCAGUCUGAGUGCUAUAAUCCGCUGACAUUCUGGAUUACCAUGAUGGAUGCACUCUACCAAAGCCUCGUGUGUUUCUUCAUUCCUUACCUGACCUACAAGGACUCUGAUAUUGAUGUCUUUACCUUUGGGACACCAAUCAACACUGUCUCCCUCACCACAAUCCUCUUGCACCAGGCAAUGGAAAUGAAGACCUGGACCGGCAUCCAUGUCUUCGUCAUGCUCGGCAGCUUCCUCAUGUACUUCCUGGUGACCCUGCUGUACAACGGUGUCUGUGUCACCUGCAACAGUCCCACCAAUCCCUACUGGGUGAUACAAAGGCAGCUUGCUGACCCCAUCUUCUACCUCGUCUGCGUCCUCACGCCUGCCGUGGCGCUUCUCCCAAGGUACUUCUUUCUAUCCCUACAAGGAACCUAUGCAAAGUCUCUGAUCAUAAAAGCUCAGAAAAUUGACAAACUACCCACUGACAUAAGAAACCAAGAAAUCCAGAGUUGGAGAAACAAACAGAGACCUACCCCUGUCCCUCAAGGGACUCAGCCCAGCCACCACCUAUUACCACCCGUCACAGAACAGAGCUUCAGAACCAGCACCCCAAAGAACUCCACCCCCCAUAAGCAGAAGCAUGUUGAAGAUUGGAUACUCCAGGGAGAGAGAGACAGCAGGGUGCACAUGACGGAUGACCCAUGCUCCAGGGACUCCUCAGCCAAACUCUCAUCUGGGGAGCAUCUGUUGACAUCUGACAGAACAGCUGCAGAAGCCUAUUUCAGUGGACAGACCAGCAGGGCCCGGCCCCCAAGCCGCAACAGCCAUCGCCGAUCCCAGAGUUCCCUGACCAUAUGAAGGGGCUGAAGACAUCUUUACAAGCUCAGAAGAGGCCACCCAAUCACUGACCUAAGUAACCCAGAAUGGUUCCUCUUCAAAGAGGAAAGAAUGUGCCAAUCCACUUUCUUCCCACUUGGCUUGACUUCCUUCAGGAAGUUGCUUGCUACAAAGGGUUUAACAAAAAGGAACUGGAAACCUACUGGGCCUCUAAUGUCCUCCGGCCACCAGCACACCUUGCAAAGCAUAGUUUUCACAAGCAGGUUGUGUUUCUCUGCUACUGAAUUCUCAUGUUGCAGAGCUGAAACACAUUCUUCUGAUCUUUUCUACCAGUGAAGCCUACAACCCAAUGCAAUGAGACCACAAGAUUACAAGAUUUCAAGAAGUUGUGUUCAUAAAGGCACCAACAGGAUAUAGAUGUUCCCAACCUUAUCAAACCAUCAUUUCUCCCCUCAGUGUCAUGGGGCCUGUGCACACAGGGCUUCCUAGC
Molecule: messenger RNA, 4873 nt
Organism: Ochotona princeps (American pika)
Lineage: Eukaryota; Metazoa; Chordata; Mammalia; Lagomorpha; Ochotonidae
Gene: ATP10B
Product: ATPase phospholipid transporting 10B (putative)
Exons: 22
Coding region: 16-4404 (1462 amino acids)
Biological process (GO): phospholipid translocation
Cellular component (GO): plasma membrane
Molecular function (GO): ATP hydrolysis activity; magnesium ion binding; ATP binding
Source: RefSeq, a predicted model, not a curated record